ACCUAGGGAGGUUGCGGAGCGCGGCGUCCAGACCCCAUUUGGGAGGUAGGCGGGCAGGAGAGGCGCACCUGCGGUGAAGCGUGGCGCGCAAGUCGUUGCAAGCCUGGGAGGUCCGCGGAGGCGGGGCAGGCCGGGUGCAGAAAUGUCUUUUCUCCAGGAUCCAAGUUUUUUCACCAUGGGGAUGUGGUCCAUUGGUGCCGGUGCCCUGGGGGCUGCAGCCCUGGCACUGCUCUUGGCCAACACAGACCUGUUUCUGUCCAAGCCAAAGAAAGCCACACUGGAGUAUCUGGAAGAGAUCGAUUUAAAGACUCUGGAGAAGGAGCCAAGAACUUUCAAAGCAAAGGAACUAUGGCAGAAGAGUGGCGCUGUGAUUAUGGCUGUGCGUCGGCCAGGUUGUUUUCUCUGUCGAGAGGAGGCUUCCAGCCUGUCCUCUCUGAAACCGAAGCUGGAGGAGCUGGGCAUCCCUCUCUAUGCAGUUGUGAAGGAGGACAUCAGCACCGAGGUGAAGGACUUCCAGCCUUACUUCAAAGGAGAAAUCUUCCUGGAUGAAAAGAAAAAAUUCUACGGUCCCCAAAAGCGUAAGAUGUUGUUUAUGGGAUUCAUCCGUCUGGGCGUGUGGAGCAACUUCUUCCGGGCCUGGAAUGGAGGCUUCUCGGGCAACCUGGAAGGAGAAGGCAUCAUCCUUGGGGGAGUUUUUGUGAUGGGGUCUGGAAAGCAGGGCAUUCUUCUCGAGCACCGAGAAAAGGAAUUUGGAGACAAAGUAGAAUUGCGUUCUGUUCUGGAAGCUGCUGCCAAGAUCAAACCAGAGACUCUUGCCUCAGAGAAAAAAUGAUCACAGGAAAAGUUCCUGGCUCAGGGAUAAGCAUGGGCAUACACCUGGGCUCACUAGAGCUGUUGUUUCCUCCCUGAGGAGGGAGAAGCCUGCUCAUACCACAUUCUUGCUGUGGACCCCAGUGUAGUUAACACUAUUUCCUGUUUAAUCUCAGCAAGGCAAAUUGCCCCAAAACAAAACUGAUAAAAAUCGAAUGUACUAAUGAGAGUUAAUUGCAGGUAAGAUUGAGGUUUAAAGCCAACUAUAGCAACUCAUUACAAAUUAUACGGUGUUUCAAUGCUAUUAUUUAAGAUUAUUAUUUUCAUCUUUACAAAUCUAGGAAAAGUCGAGGCCAAGAUAUUGCUCAGUGGUAGAGUACUUGCCUAGCAUGCACAAGGUCCUGGGUUCUAGCUCCAGCACUGAAAAAAUAACAAAAAAACAAAACAAGAGCAACCUAAGGAAAACUGGUGAUUGACUUGAAGAUUGGGAAAUACAAGGAUUUUGGCUUAUCUACCUUCUGUUAAUGACCUGUUAUAGAAUGUCCAAGUAAUUCUCACAAAGGGAUUGAUGUUUUAUGAGCUAGUUCAGGAAAGGAAAAUUAUAACAUGAGAUCUCUUGUUUUAUUGUUUUACCAGUGCUAACCUCAGAGAUCUGAUUUUCUAAAAAUAAUCAUCUCUGGCUUUAAUAAAAUUGUAUAUCAGAAAUC
Perognathus longimembris pacificus (Pacific pocket mouse) is the source of this 1517-nucleotide messenger RNA. RefSeq names its product peroxiredoxin like 2A (gene Prxl2a). The transcript has 6 exons. The record is from RefSeq and is a predicted model, not a curated record. NCBI's taxonomy places the organism in Eukaryota, Metazoa, Chordata, Mammalia, Rodentia, Heteromyidae. The coding region runs from base 143 to 832 and encodes 229 amino acids.